AUGAAGACACGCAGGAUCCUCAUGAGGAGUUUAGCAGUUGCGGUGGUCAUUGCAUCUGUGAUCUGGACUACAACAGCGCAACAUAAGGUGAAAUCAUGCUGUACUAAAGUCUCCAAAGCAAAGGUGACCAAUCGCAUCAUCAGUUUCAGAAGGCAAAAUGAAAGUCUUCCAUGUGUGAAGGCCGUCAUCUUUAAGACUGAACGGGGAGAGUUCUGCUGUGAUCCUAGACAACGAUGGGUGAAGAAGAAAGUUGAGCAGUUAGUUAAAGCCAAAAACAGAGUUUAAAGAAACAAACACCUGACUUCCACGCCACCACCAG
Sinocyclocheilus rhinocerous is the source of this 319-nucleotide messenger RNA. RefSeq names its product C-C motif chemokine 21-like. The transcript is spliced from 4 exons. Gene Ontology annotation, cellular component: extracellular region. Gene Ontology annotation, molecular function: chemokine activity. Bases 1 to 285 code for a protein of 94 amino acids. NCBI's taxonomy places the organism in Eukaryota, Metazoa, Chordata, Actinopteri, Cypriniformes, Cyprinidae. Gene Ontology annotation, biological process: immune response. The record is from RefSeq and is a predicted model, not a curated record.